CUUUUACCUAUUAUCACACGAUGUCUCCUCCAUCUGCCGUAGAAUCAUCCAUUAACUUCGAAGGUCACCCUACCAUCAAGUCCAACCAAGACCCAUUAGUCAAGCAAUUGUCUUUGGGCUCUGAAACCAUCAUUCGUCACAAUGCUCCUCCUCCAACCUUGUACGAAGACGGUUUGUUGGAAAAGGGAACUACCAUUUCCUCCACUGGUGCUCUUAUGGCCUACUCUGGUAAGAAGACCGGUAGAUCGCCAAAGGACAAGAGAAUUGUCGAUGAAGAAACCUCUUCGCAAAAUAUCUGGUGGGGUCCAGUCAACAAGCAGGUUGACGAAUUAACCUGGAAGAUUUCCAGAUCAAGAGCCCUCGACUACUUGAGAACUAGAGAAAAGUUGUUCGUCGUUGACGCUUACGCCGGUUGGGAUCCAAGAUACAGAAUCAAGGUCAGAAUUAUCUGUGCCAGAGCUUAUCACGCCUUGUUCAUGACCAACAUGUUGAUCAGACCCACUGACGAAGAAUUGGCCAACUUUGGUGAACCAGACUUCACAAUCUACAACGCUGGCCAGUUCCCAGCUAACGUGCACACCAAGGGAAUGACUUCUUCAACUUCUGUUGAAAUCAAUUUCAAGGAUAUGGAAAUGGUCAUCUUAGGUACCGAAUACGCUGGUGAAAUGAAGAAGGGUAUCUUCACUGUCAUGUUCUACUUGAUGCCUAUCAGACAUAAGGUCUUGACCUUGCACUCUUCUUGUAACCAGGGUACCGAAAAGGGUGAUGUCACUCUCUUCUUUGGUUUGUCCGGUACCGGUAAGACCACCUUGUCUGCCGACCCACAAAGAAAGUUGAUCGGUGACGAUGAACACUGCUGGUCCGACAACGGUGUAUUCAACAUCGAAGGUGGUUGUUACGCCAAGUGUUUGGACUUGUCCGCUGAAAAGGAACCAGAAAUCUUCAACUCCAUCAAGUUUGGUGCCAUUUUAGAAAAUGUCGUCUACGACCAGAACACCAAGAUUGUAGACUACGAAAACUCGGCCAUCACCGAAAACACCAGAUGUGCCUACCCUAUCGAUUUCAUUCCAUCUGCCAAGAUCCCAUGUUUGGCUGACACCCACCCUACCAACAUUAUCUUGUUGACAUGUGACGCUUCCGGUGUGUUACCUCCAGUUUCCAAGUUAACCAACGCUCAAGUCAUGUACCACUUUAUUUCUGGUUACACCUCCAAGAUGGCCGGUACCGAGGAAGGUGUCACUGAACCAACUGCCACAUUCUCUGCAUGUUUCGGUCAACCAUUCUUGGUUUUGCACCCAAUGAAGUACGCCCAACAGUUGUCUGACAAGAUCUCACAACACAAGGCCAACGCUUGGUUGUUGAACACCGGUUGGGUUGGUGCUUCUGUUGCCAGAGGUGGUAAGAGAUGUUCCUUGAAGUACACCAGAGCCAUCUUGAACGCUAUUCACUCCGGUGAGUUGGCCAAGGUGGAUUACGAAGUAUUCCCAACUUUCAACUUGAACGUUCCAACUUCGUGUCCAGGUGUUCCAUCAGAGCUCUUGAACCCAACUAAGGCAUGGACUGAAGGUGUCGACUCUUUCAACAAGGAAAUCAAGUCUUUGGCUGGCAAGUUUGCUGACAACUUCAAGAAGUACUCUGAUCAAUCCACCGCAGAAGUUAAGGCUGCUGGUCCAGAUGUUUAAGUUUUGUAUUUAUUGGGUUGGUAAUUAUUUAUUUAUAUAGUCAUUAAAGUUUCAUUAUAUUUAUAAACGUUGACUAAUGG
Molecule: messenger RNA, 1762 nt
Organism: Scheffersomyces stipitis CBS 6054
Lineage: Eukaryota; Fungi; Ascomycota; Pichiomycetes; Serinales; Debaryomycetaceae
Gene: PCK1
Product: phosphoenolpyruvate carboxykinase
Exons: 1
Coding region: 21-1682 (553 amino acids)
Biological process (GO): gluconeogenesis
Cellular component (GO): cytosol
Molecular function (GO): phosphoenolpyruvate carboxykinase (ATP) activity; ATP binding
Source: RefSeq, a predicted model, not a curated record